ACGCGUGAUUUCCCCCCAGAAAUUUCCGUCGGCACGCUAGGUGAAUUCUGCGAUGAGAUGACUGAGAUGUUGGUAUCGCGGGGGAGUUUAGGGAAGCGUUGGGUCUAGAUGUGGAUUUGGGUGAAGCUCGGUUUGAUUUAGAUCAGGAGGAGUGGCGAGUUGCUUGCCCAGAGAGCUGGCGCAGCAUGGAGAACCGGGACAGAUCCGUAUAAGACGGUGACAGCGCACCGGGACAGCCUGUUAUGAGAGCUGUAACGCAGAGUGUAUAUAUACACAUAAGGCUAAACGUUACAGGACAGACUAUUCUAAAAUGCAAGGGAUUAGUAAAGAGAGAGGCUUCUUACUGCGCUUAAGAUGAUUCUGUUUCAGAGUCACGGAGCACUCGGUUUAUAGGGGAUAACGGGAAGAAAAGCCGGCUGAUGGUUUCUAUUGGGACCUCUGCACCUUUCCGCAGAUUCUCUUACUCCUUGGAUAUAAGUUGAUGAAAGGCUCUUUUCGGCGAUGUCUCACACAGCCCACUCGGAAACUAGGAAGUUCACCCGGGGUCUUAGCAAACCGGGGACCGCGGCCGAGCUGAGGCAGAGCGUCUCCGAGGUGGUCAGGACGUCUGCGAUCGCGGCAAAGCCCAAGGUAGUGGAGCCUCUGGACUAUGAGAGUGUGCUGCUUCAGAGGAGGAUGCAGAUCCUUGCUGACAUGCUGCGGGACAUGCUUCAGUUCCCCCUCGAGGACUUCCAGAUAUCAAUUCUUCCACGCCUCGAAAGGACUCUCUACUCAUCUCUUCCUGUAAAUGCAGAGCUAGAAGCACAGGAUCUGUUCGUCCAAGAGUGCAUCAGGACCUACAACUCAGACUGGCACAUUGUGAAUUACAAGUAUGAGGACUACUCCGGAGACUUCCGUCAGCUUCCAAAUAAGGUCUUCAGACCAGAGAGACUGCCCGUCCACGUGUUCGAGGUGGAUGAAGACGCAGACAAAGAUGAGGACACGGCCUCUCUGGGUUCGCAGAAGGGAGGGAUCAGUAAACAAGGCUGGCUCUACAAAGGAAAUAUGAACAGCGCCAUCAGUGUGACCAUGAGGUCUUUCAAGAGAAGAUAUUUUCACCUAGCCCAGCUGGAAGAUAGCUCUUACAACCUUAACUUCUACAAAGAUGAGAAGAUCUCCAAGGAGCCCAAAGGAAGUAUAUUCCUGGACUCAUGUAUGGGUGUCGUUCAGAACAGCAAGGUCCGUCGCUUUGCCUUCGAGCUGAAGAUGCAGGACAAGAGCACGUACCUGCUGGCGGCCGACAGCGAGGCCGAGAUGGAGGAAUGGAUCUGCACUCUCAACAAGAUCCUGCACAGCAGCUUUGAGCUGGCUAUGCAGGAGAAGAGGAACGGGGACGUGCACGAUGAUGACGAGUCAGGAAAAGCAGAUGGUUCCUCUGCGAGUCUAGACAGCUUUCAGAGUGUAAAAGACAUUGAAUCUAGGCUGCGGAACGAGGUGCGAUUGAAGCUGUUUGCCCUGGAUCCAGAUACUCAGAAACUCGACUUCUCAGGGAUUGAACCAGACAUCAAGCCGUUCGAGGAUAAGUUUGGCAAACGUAUUUUGGUGAAGUGCAACGAGCUGUCGUUCAACCUGCAGACCUGCGUGUCUGAAAGUGGAGAAGGCCCCACGACAAACGUCGAGCCAUUUUUCGUCACAUUCUCACUCUUCGACAUACAAAAUAGCAGGAAGAUCUCGGCCGACUUUCAUGUGGACUUGAACCACCCAUCAGUCCGGCAGAUGGUCUCCCCCGCUAACAGCCAGCAGGUGAACUGGGGUGGUGACAGCCCCCUGGGGAGGCCAAGGUCGGUCGGCGGGCUGCGCGAGGAACUGCUGCUAUACCCGAAACAGGGAGUGUUCUCGGUGACGUGUCCUCACCCCGACAUCUUCCUAGUGGCACGCAUCGAGAAGGUCCUGCAAGGGGGCAUCACCCACUGCGCCGAGCCGUACAUGAAGAACUCCGACUCUGCCAAGGUUGCACAGAAGGUCCUGAAGAAUGCCAGACUGGCAUGCAGCAGACUGGGCCAGUACCGGAUGCCGUUUGCAUGGGCGGCAAGGCCCCUGUUCAAAGACUCCUCAGGGACGCUUGACAGAGUCAGCCGCUUCUCCCCUAUCUACCGGCAGGACAGCGGCAAGCUCUCGAACGAAGAUAUGCUCAAGCUUCUGGCUGAUUUCAGAAAGCCUGAAAAGAUGGCCAAGCUCCCCGUAAUCUUAGGAAAUCUAGACAUAACCAUUGACGGCGUUGCCCUGGACAUGACGAAUUGUGUGACUUCAUCCUACAUCCCAGUCAAGCAGUUUGACAACAACAGGAUAGCCGAGGUCUUCUUCGAGGUGGAAGAGUUUGUGCCAUGCAUACCCAAGUGCUCACAGCCCUUCACUGUGUACAACAAUCACCUCUAUGUGUAUCCGCGAUACCUGAAGUACGAUGGCCAGAAGGCAUUUGCCAAGGCAAGGAACAUCACUGUCUGCGUUGAGUUUAAGGACUCUGAUGAGGAGGAGGCUCAGGCACUGAAGUGCAUCUAUGGGCGACCAGGGGGGCCCCUGUUUACCCAGAGUGCCUUCACAACCGUCCUGCACCACCAGCAGAACCCAGAAUUUUACGAUGAGAUUAAGAUGGAACUGCCCACUCAGCUCCACGAAAAGCACCACCUGUUCUUUACCUUUUACCAUGUGGGCUGUGACAACAACAACAAAGCCAGCACCAAGCGGAAGGAGGCAGUAGAGAGUCAAGGUGGGACUCCUGGUGUUACGCACCCCCACGAGCUGCAUGGCGAUUCCAACUCCUCCUCCUACCGGAAGGCUAGGGGGGGGGCAGAUACUACGUUGUUCGUUGGCUACGCCUGGCUCCCCCUGCUGAGAGAUGGCAGAGUGGUGACAAACGAGCAGCACAUCCAGGUGUCGGCCACUUUACCCGCAGGGUAUCUGGGCUGCCAGGAGAGUAUUGGCAAGAGUCCUGGCCCUGACAUUAAAUGGGUUGAUGGUGGGAAGCCACUGUUUAAAGUGUCUACUCACCUGGUCUCCACUGUCUACACUCAGGAUCAGCAUCUACACAACUUCUUCCAGCAGUGUCAGAACAUGCAUUCUGCUGCCAAGCCACCAGAGGAGGAGGUCAUCAAGUACCUGAAGAGCCUGCAUGCCAUGGAAGGUCACGUGACGAUCAACUUCCUGCCCACAAUACUCAACCAGCUGUUCCGAGUGCUCACCAGUGCCAAUGUCGUCGAUGUGGCGCUCAACAUCACCAGAGUGAUGAUUCACGUCGUCAGCCUUUGCCACGAGGAGGGCCUUGAACACUACCUGCACUCCUAUGUGAAGUGUGUGUUUAAAAUGGAACCAUACUCCAAGGCCUGCGAGAGGACUGUGCACGAGGAGCUGGCUAAGAGCAUGACCGCCAUCCUCAGAGCCACCGAUGCCCAGACCAGCAGCAAGCUGCUCAAGUAUUCCUGGUUUUUUUUUGAAGUUCUAGUGAAGUCCGUGGCGCAGUACUUGAUAGAAUGCUCUAAAGUAAGGCUGGCCAGGAAACAGCGAUUCCCAGUCUCCUUCCACGGCAUUGUUGAGACGCUGAUCGUCAUGACGAUGCCCCACAUCACGCAGGGGUGGAGGGACUACCCGGCUGCAGCACGUAAUGCCAAUCACAGCCUGGCUGUCUUUAUUAAGCGCUGUUUCACCUUCAUGGACAGGGGCUUUGUGCUUAAGCAGAUCAACACCUAUAUGAGCUGCUUUGGGCCAGGAGACCCUAAGAUUCUCUAUGAGUUUAAGUUUGAGUUCCUGCAAGUUGUCUGCAACCAUGAGCACUACAUUCCCUUAAAUUUGCCCAUACCGUUUGGAAACAGCCGAAUCCAGAAAUUUCAAGCCUCACUUUGCCCUGACUUGGAGUCACACGAUACUCCUGUAGACCUGCAGCUGGACUACUCCCUAACGGACGACUUCUGCCGGAACCACUUCCUGGUGGGGCUGCUCCUGCGGGAGGUGGGCGGAGCCUUGCAGGAGUGCCGGGAGAUUCGCCAGGUGGCCAUCCACGUGCUCAAGAGCCUGCUGGUCAAGCAUACCUUCGACGACCGCUAUGCCUCCAAGAUGCAGCAGGCCAGACUGGUCACCCUUUACCUGCCUCUCUUCGGCCUGCUCCAGGAGAACGUCCACAGACUUAAUGUGAGGGACGUGUCCCCCUUCUCCAUCAACCAGUCAAACAAUAAUGGGAGAGAUGAGCUUCUUCUGCCCAAUGCAAUGGCAACUCCACAGAGGCCGGGAAGCAGCUUGGACAACAGCAGCAGCGUGCAUAGGGAGGUGUUUGGGGUCUUCUCCGGAUCAGUUUCCCCACACACCCCCUCGACGCCCAACCCCACUUCGGUGUUCCAUUCUGACUCCCGGGGCUCCCUCGUCAGCUCAGACUCCAGCAACAGCCUCCUGGAGAGGACCAGUGAGAAGACCAACUCGCUGGACAAGAGGGAGCGCUUGACCCGGAGACACUCGGCCUUCGUGCUGCCGCUCGUUCCCGAGGUCGAGGACCCUGCCACGCCCGCACGCACCAAGCGCACCACCCUGGAGUUGCCAGAAAAUAUUGUGCAUGAUGGCAUUUUGCUCCAAGCCCAGCAUGGCACCAUUCUGCGCUGUGACAAGCUGGAUCAGGCUGAAAUCAAGAGCCUUCUCAUGUGUUUCCUGCAUGUGAUGAAGAGCAUGUCAGCAGAUGCUCUCUUUGCGUACUGGAACAAGUCCAGCCAGGCUGAGCUGAUGGACUUCUUUACACUCGUAGAACUGUGUCUGUAUCAGUUCAGGUACAUGGGGAAGAGAUACAUUGCCAGGAACCAGGAAGGGCUGGCCUCCCUAGCACAGGACCGCAGGUUUCAGACUCUGCCUGUGUCCCGUAACAGGGCGGGGAUGAUGCAUGGUCGCUUACAGAACCUCAACAACCUGGAUAACACUUACACUUUUAACCACACCUACAGCCACUCGGACGCUGACGUCCUGAACCAGUCUCUGCUAGAGGGGAGCAUUGCUACCGAGGUCUGCCUCACCGUGCUGGACAACCUCAACAUCUUCAUCACAACGUUCAAGGCCCAGCUAUGUGCCGACUACGGCCACAACCCCCUGAUGAAGAAGGUGUUUGAGGUUUACCUCUGCUUCCUUCAGAUCAACCAGUCAGAGACUGCCCUCAGGCAGAUCUUCGACUCGCUUCGUACUUUGAUCUUCAAGUUCCCGUGCGCGUUCUUCGACGGACGCGCAGACAUGUGCGCCUCCCUGUGCUACGAGGUCCUGAAGUGCUGCCAUUCCAAGCUCAGCUCCAUCCGCGGAGAUGCCGCCCGCUUGCUCUACAUCCUCAUGAGGAGCAAUUUCGACUACACGGGCCGCAAGUGCUUCGUGCGCACCCACCUGCAGGUGGUGAUCGCCGUGAGUCAGCUGAUCGCCGAUGUCAUCGGGGUUGGGGGAACUCGCUUCCAGCAGUCUCUCUCCAUCAUCAACAACUGUGCCAACAGCGACCGGACCAUAAAGUACACGGCCUUCCCGUCGGACGUGAAGGACCUGACCAAGCGUAUCCGCACGGUGCUAAUGGCCACUGAGCAGAUGAAGGAACACGAGCACGACCCCGAGAUGCUGGUGGACCUGCAGUACAGUCUGGCCAAGUCCUACGCCAGCACACCAGAGCUGCGUAAGACUUGGCUGGACAGCAUGGCACGCAUCCAUGUCAAGAAUGGCGACCUCUCUGAGGCAGCCAUGUGCUAUGUGCACGUCGCGGCAUUGGUGGCCGAGUACCUCCAGAGGAAGGGUGCGUACAGACUCAGCUCUGACAUGAACUUGCAGCUGAUGGCCACCAGGUGGCACUUUGACACUUUCUUGUCGUUGCUGCAUGGGGAUGCGGCACCACUCACUCACAUGGCUGUCCGUGUCACAGGCAUGUUCAGGCUGGGCUGCACAGCGUUCCGCGUGGUCACGCCCAACAUUGACGAGGAGGCGUUUAUGAUGGAGGACGUGGGCAUGCAAGACGUCCACUUCAACGAGGAUGUGCUGUUGGAGCUGGUUGAAGAGUGUGCAACCGGCCUGUGGAAGGCCGAGCGCUAUGAGAUGAUCUCCAACAUCUCCAAGCUCAUCAUCCCCAUUUACGAGAGGCGGAGGGACUUUCAGAAACUGGCUCACAUUUACGACAUCCUGCAUCGCGCCUACAGCAAAGUCGCAGAAGUCAUGCACACAGGAAAGAGGUUGCUGGGAACCUACUUCAGGGUGGCCUUCUUCGGUCAGGCAGCGCAGUACCAGUUCACAGACACUGACACUGAGGGAUUCUUUGAGGAUGAGGAUGGCAAGGAGUACAUCUACAAGGAGCCCAAAUUCACCCCCCUACCCGAGAUCUCCCAAAGACUCUGCAAGCUCUACUCUGAUAAGUUUGGCCCAGAAAAUGUGAAGAUGAUCCAGGACUCCAGCAGGGUCAACCCGAAGGAUCUGGAGCCGAAGUACGCGUACAUCCAGGUCACCCAUGUGACCCCCUUCCUGGAGGAGAAGGAGCUGGCCGAGAGGAAGACGGACUUCGAGAGGAACCACAACAUCCAGCGCUUUGUCUUUGAGACGCCCUUCACCACCUCGGGCAAGAAGCAGGGCCUGGUGGGGGAGCAGUGCAAGCGGCGAACCGUCCUGACCACCACGCACUGCUUCCCGUAUGUGAAGAAACGCAUCGCAGUGAUAUACGAGCAGCACAUGGACCUGAGCCCCAUCGAGGUGGCCAUCGACGAGAUGAGCGCCAAGGUGCAAGAGUUGAGGCAGCUGUGUGCAGCCAGUGAGGUGGACAUGAUCCGGCUGCAGCUCAAGCUGCAGGGCAGUGUCAGUGUGCAGGUGAAUGCUGGUCCACUAGCCUAUGCCAGAGCAUUCCUGGAUGACGCCAACAGCAAGAAGUACCCCGACAACAAGGUCAAGCAGCUCAAGGAGGUCUUCAGGCAAUUUGUGGAGGCCUGCGGCCAUGGCCUGUCUGUCAACGAGCGGCUGAUCAAGGAGGACCAGCACGAGUAUCACGACGGGAUGAAGGCUAGCUACCGGGACCUGGUCAAGGAGCUGUCUACUAUCAUGCGUGAGCCGAUCAGCCCAGUGGAGGAUGGGGUCAGGACCCCCCUGCCUGACUCUCUACACAUCUUCAACGCCAUCAGCGGUACGCCCACUGGGGCGUCCAUCCAGGGCAUCCCCAACUCGUCCUCUGUGGUCUGAGGCGACCUCUGAUCCCUCUCCCACAGCUGGCUUUGUGUCACGGGUGGAGGACGAAGAAGGAAAGAGAGAAUGAAUGUUUAUUUUAGUUUUCUAAGCUGCUUCAUUCUGACUCACUUUUCACACCCAUUCUGAUGGUCCAGUGACCUCCGUCACACAGAAUAUAGAGAAGCCUUCCCGUGUGCGAUGUGUAGGGUGAUAUUCAUCCAAGCCGACGAGGAGGAGAAUGGCAGAGGGCAGGAUAAAAGUCAUUGAAGUGAGGGGUAGAAUAGAUUCAUGUCUACGUCCGUGAUCCUUGGCUGGAUCUGUUAGGGGUAUAUGUACUGUUCCCUGUGAAUACACUCCAUCCCAACUGGAACUCAAAGGCGGCAACAUCAACACCACACAUGCAUGGAGUCCCUGGUGUCGGCUGGGUUCGCGCUUUUUCCACGUUCCCACGUUUGUCAUUUUUGUAUGUAAAGUGUUACGAUGUCCAAGGAGUCAGGUGUGUAAGGGAGGGGAAGGAUGACCACUUUAGACUCUGAAAAGAAUCUAGUUUGUCGCAAAGAACAAUAUAGAUGUAUAUCUUUCUGUAUAUGAAGAGACGUUAUAUUUGUAGGCAGAUCUUAUUUUACAGGGUGGGUGCUUCUUCGAAGGUGUCAUGAGCAGGCCAAGGUGUGCGGACCGGCGUGGCACCUGCUGAGUGUUCCUGUACAUAAACCGAGUGCAAUAUCAGUCUGGGCGGGGCAUCUUGCUGUGCUCUUACACUGUGAAGGGUGUCUGUCUGAUCAGUAUGUAGGAGCAAAGCAAGCGCAUGCUUGGGGGGCCGAAUGUAAUAUGAAUCUUUUACCAUUUUCAUGUGUAUUUUAUAUUUGGGACAUAUAGGGUCUUUUUGUUUUUAUUUAACAAAGUCACAGUUCUGCUGUAUUUAAAUGGGAAUGUUCCUUAACGCUUUUCUUUUAAAUAAAAUCCUCUAAUUUCUUUGC
Molecule: messenger RNA, 8156 nt
Organism: Paramormyrops kingsleyae
Lineage: Eukaryota; Metazoa; Chordata; Actinopteri; Osteoglossiformes; Mormyridae
Source: RefSeq, a predicted model, not a curated record